GUCAGUUCUUACACCAGCUGUUUCAAUGUUUUCAUCCUCAGUUUCAGCUGUAGUGGAUGUAACAUUUUGCUAACAAUUUUCUCAAGAAUGCAGUUAUUAGUUGAUAGUUGAAAUACAUUAAUAACUUUUUUACAAAGAAAUCGAUUUAAUGUGUUAAAAUGGAGCUUUACGUAACAGGCUCAAAUAUUUUUAGGCAAUGGCACUGUGAUGACCUAGUGAUCAACGAAUUUCGGGUCUUGUCACCUUCUAAACAUAUAGUAGCAAAUGAUAGAAGCCGAACAAAUCUUCUGGAAAUCAAUUGGUCAUAUAACAUUGUCCAAAUAGACGAUAUACUUUACAUCUCGGGAGCUUGGGAUGGAAAAGAAAAUCAGUUUACCAAAGUGCCAUUACCAAGUGAAUGUGUCACAUCCAAAGUAGAUCUUUGUGUUACGGGCAACGAUUAUAAAAUAAUUUUAGUUGAUAAGAAAAUGGCUGCUUUAUGGUCGCUAGACUUAAACAAAAAUGAAGUUAAAAAAUUAAACUUUAUUGAAAAGGCAAUUGAAGAUAAUAUGAAGAAAAAGAAGUUAGAUGAUAGUGUUACAAAAGCUGUACUUUCAAGUGGUACAUGCUUGUACUUGACACAAAGGGGGCAUGUGUACAGUGGAAUAUUACCAAGUUAUGUGGACACAAAGCAUUGUGUAGGAAAAGUAAUUGAUGUCCAAUGUGGCCAUGAACAUUUUGUUUUAUUGACAGAGGAAGGCAGGGUAUAUACUUGGGGUAAUGGCAGGAGGUUACAGCUAGGACAUGGUGAUAUAAGCAGUUUAGAUGUACCCACAGAAGUAGAAGCACUGGCUGGUAUUAAAAUACUCAAAAUAAGUGCUGGUGGCUGGCACAACUUAGCACUCAGCGAAUUUGGUGAUGUCUAUGCAUGGGGCUUGAAUGACACUGGCCAACUGGGAAUCAAACAUUUAAAUAGAGAACAUAAUGAAAGCUUCUGUGUCCCCUAUCUUGUUAGUCUAUUUGAUAAGCAAGGCAUAGAAAUUACAAGAAAUGUUAAAGAUAUUGCAUGUGGAUCUAAACAUUCAGCUCUAAUUUUAGAUGACAACACAGUAUGGACUUCUGGUUGUAACAAAUAUGGUCAGUUAGGAUUAUCAGAGCAAAAAUAUCCAUCUUUAAAUUACUAUAAAAAUGUUUUUCAAUGUGAUAACGAAGAUAGGAACUGUUCACUAAUUUGUGGACCCUGGAAUACUGUGAUAUUUUGUAAAUUUGAAAAAUAAUAUAAGUAAAC
This is a messenger RNA of Spodoptera exigua (beet armyworm), 1267 nucleotides long. The record is from the annotation of a GenBank genome assembly. Lineage: Eukaryota; Metazoa; Arthropoda; Insecta; Lepidoptera; Noctuidae.